Artibeus jamaicensis (Jamaican fruit-eating bat) is the source of this 3249-nucleotide messenger RNA. It is a transcript of the gene KCNU1, whose product is annotated as potassium calcium-activated channel subfamily U member 1. The record is from RefSeq and is a predicted model, not a curated record. The transcript is spliced from 28 exons. Gene Ontology annotation, molecular function: monoatomic ion channel activity. Gene Ontology annotation, cellular component: membrane. Gene Ontology annotation, biological process: transmembrane transport; potassium ion transport; reproductive process. NCBI's taxonomy places the organism in Eukaryota, Metazoa, Chordata, Mammalia, Chiroptera, Phyllostomidae.
AUGUUUCAAACCAAGCUACAAAAUGCGAAUGGGCAAGAACUGGGGAAAAUAUCCUGCACAACUGAGAUCCAAGCUGCGUUUAUUUUUUCCUCCUUGGGGACUUUCUUUUGUGGACUUCUCAUCUUGUUCCUUUUCAGGCAAAUCUGGACGGUCAUAAGGAAAUUGCACAACAUCAAGGGAACAGGAAUUCUCUUGAAACUAAUCUUGUCAAAGAUCAUCGGUAGUAAACAUUUAAAAAGCCUCCAACUCCAUGGGGAAUUUCGGGAUCAUAUAGAAAUGUUACUUUCGGCACAGACCUUCGUGGGGCAAGUGUUGGUGAUCCUUGUCUUUGUACUAAGCAUUGGGUCUCUUAUAAUCUAUUUCAUCAACUCUUCUGACCCCGUUGGAAGCUGUUCUUCAUACCAAGACAAAACCAUCCCUAUUGAUUUGACUUUCAAUGCUUUCUUUACUUUCUAUUUUGGGUUGAGAUUUUUGGCGGCUGAUGACAAGAUCAGGUUCUGGUUGGAGAUGAACUCAAUUGUGGACAUCUUUACCAUCCCACCAACCUUCAUUUCUUAUUAUCUGAAGAGUAAUUGGCUAGGUUUAAGGUUCCUAAGAGCACUGAGGCUUCUAGAACUCCCUCAGAUCUUGCAAAUUCUGAGAGCCAUCAGGACCAGCAAUUCAGUGAAGUUUUCCAAACUGUUGUCAAUAGUUCUCAGUACCUGGUUCACGGCUGCAGGAUUCAUUCACCUGGUGGAAAAUUCUGGGGAUCCCUGGCUCAAAGGCAAAAACUCACAGAAUAUAUCAUAUUUUGAGUCCAUUUACCUGGUCAUGGCAACAACGUCAACUGUCGGCUUCGGAGACGUGGUAGCGAAGACAUCCCUGGGACGAACGUUCAUCAUGUUUUUCACCCUGGGGAGUUUGAUAAUAUUUGCAAACUAUAUCCCUGAGAUGGUGGAGCUUUUCGGUAACAAGAAGAAAUACACCAGUUCCUAUGAUGUGCUCAAAGGAAAGAAGUUCAUCGUGGUCUGUGGAAACAUCACCGUGGACAGUGUGACUGCUUUCCUGAGGAACUUCCUGCGUCAUAAGUCAGGGGAGAUCAAAACAGAGAUUGUCUUUCUGGGAGAGGUUCCUCCUUCCUUGGAAUUGGAAUCCAUACUUAAGUGCUCCAUGGCCUACACAACCUUUGUUUCUGGAUCUGCACUGAAGUGGGAGGAUCUGAGGCGAGUUGCGGUGGAGUCUGCAGAAGCAUGCCUGAUUAUAGCCAACCCUUUGUGCAGUGAUUUACAUGCUGAAGACACUUCAAACAUUAUGAAGGUACUGUCUAUCAAGAACUAUAGCCCUCAUACCAGAGUCAUCAUACAGAUACUUCAAUCCCAUAACAAGGUUUUUCUGCCAAAGAUCCCCAGCUGGGACUGGACUACCGGAGACAACAUCAUCUGUUUUGCUGAACUGAAGCUUGGACUUAUGGCCCAAGGCUGUUUGGUGCCCGGCUUGUGUACUUUUCUAACAUCUCUAUUUCUUGAGCAAAACAGUAAGGUUAAUCCGAAACAGCCCUGGCAAAAAAUUUUUGUAAAUGGCCUGAGGAACAAAAUCCUGACUCAGCGUCUCUCUGAUGACUUCGUGGGGAUGACUUUUCCUGAAGUCUCCCGGCUCUGCUUCCUGAAGCUGCACCUCAUGCUGAUAGCCAUCCAGCACGAAUCCAUGGGUUCCGGUUCCUGUGGUCCAGUAUUAAAUCCACCUGCGCAGGUUAAGAUGCAUAAGAACACAUUAGGUUUCUUCAUUGCUGAAUCUGCAAAGACUGUCAAAAGAGCCGCCUUUUACUGUGCCACCUGUCACAGUGAUGUGCCCUCUCCUGAGCUAAUUGGAAAAUGUAGCUGCAAAAGCAAGAGCCAUCGACCCUUCACAGGGACAACAAUAGUGGUAAAGACCAGCAGCGUGAAGGGAUCUCCUGGGACAGCACGGAGGGAUUCUUUUCCAGGGGAACAGCCAAGUAUGAUUUCCAACACCAGCUGUGCUACCAAGACUUUUCUCUACGAAGAUUCUGACUGUCUUGAUAGCAGCGGCAUGUUUCACUGGUGCAAAGCAACCCAUUUGGAAAAGGUGAUUCUGAGACGGACUGACAAGUCGAAACAUGAGUUUCGGAACCACAUUGUAGCAUGUAUCUUUGGAGAUGCCCACUCCACCCUGAUGGGGCUUCGGAAUUUUGUGAUGCCCUUGAGAGCUAGCAACUACACCCAACAGGAGCUGAAGGACAUUGUGUUCGUUGGGUCUCUGGAUUAUCUGCAGAGAGAAUGGCGAUUUCUCCGGAAUUUCCCCCAGAUAUACAUUCUGCCUGGGUCUGCACUCUUUGUUGGAGACCUCCAUGCGGUCAACAUAGAGGAAUGUGCCAUGUGUGCGGUCUUAUCGUCCCCAUCCACAUCAUCAGGCAGCCAGACUCUGGUAGACACAGAGACCAUCAUGGCCACCCUCAACGUAGGAUCACUGCGGAUAAGCUGCUGUGCCCCAACACCCUCGGAGCCAGAGGAGUCUUUUACAAACGGACCUGGGAGAUCAAAACACCAAAGAGUCCCCAUCCUCACUGAACUGAAAAAUCCUUCCAACAUCCACUUCAUUGAACAGAUUGGUAGGAUGGAAGGGCGCCUCCCAGGAACAAGCCUGCAUCUCAGCACUUCCUUUUCCACAGGCUCUGUCUUUUCUGGCAGCUUCUUGGAUUCCCUCCUGGCCACAGCCUUCUACAAUUAUCACGUCCUAGAGUUGCUGCAGGUGCUGGUGAGAGGAGGGAUCAGCUCUCAGAUGGAGCAGCAUUUGGAUAAGGAUAAGUUCUAUGGGCUGACUGACAGCUGCAGCACACUUUUGUCCGGACGGAAGCGCUGUAAGCUGGGGCUUCUGUCCUUAAACCAGACCAUGUUGUUGGACAUUGAGCCAAAAAAGACCUUUGGGCAAGUUUUCUGUGGCUUGUUGGAUAAUUUUGGAAUCCUCUGCUUUGGCUUAUACCGCAUGAUAGACAUCGAGAAGCGCAACCCGGAGCACAAAAGGGGAGUACGCUAGUUUGUGAUCACCCGGCCACCCAAUGAGUUUAAGCUGCUGCCCUCAGAUCUUGUGUAUUGUGCCAUCCCUUCCAACAUGCCGUGUAACAAAAAGGAUAAUUCUUAUCAAGGUUCUUUUGAAUUUAUAAAUUUAGCACCACAGGCAUCAGGGACCCCAGAGGCAUCUGAAGAAAAAAAUAAUCCUCCCACAGCUGACCCACUUGGCCCGAUGACAACAUAG